Molecule: messenger RNA, 2560 nt
Organism: Tachyglossus aculeatus (Australian echidna)
Lineage: Eukaryota; Metazoa; Chordata; Mammalia; Monotremata; Tachyglossidae
Gene: PRKAA2
Product: protein kinase AMP-activated catalytic subunit alpha 2
Exons: 9
Coding region: 72-1697 (541 amino acids)
Biological process (GO): intracellular signal transduction; protein phosphorylation
Cellular component (GO): cytoplasm
Molecular function (GO): ATP binding; protein serine/threonine kinase activity
Source: RefSeq, a predicted model, not a curated record
GGUCCUGGUCCCGGUCCCGGUCCCGGUCCCGGGGUUGGGCCCGGUCCGGGUGGGCGGGGGGCGCGCUGACCAUGGCGGAGAGGCCCAAGCACGACGGCCGGGUGAAGAUCGGACACUACGUCCUGGGGGACACCCUGGGGGUCGGCACCUUCGGCAAAGUCAAAGUGGGAGAGCACCAGUUGACGGGCCACAAAGUGGCCGUCAAAAUCCUGAACAGGCAGAAGAUCCGCAGUCUGGAUGUGGUCGGAAAGAUCAAACGGGAGAUCCAAAACCUGAAGCUUUUCCGCCACCCGCACAUUAUCAAACUGUACCAAGUCAUCAGCACGCCGACGGAUUUCUUCAUGGUCAUGGAAUACGUGUCUGGUGGAGAGUUGUUCGACUACAUCUGUAAACACGGAAGGGUGGAGGAGGCGGAGGCGCGGCGUCUGUUCCAGCAGAUCCUGUCGGCGGUGGACUACUGCCACCGCCACAUGGUGGUCCACCGCGACCUCAAGCCCGAGAACGUGCUGCUCGACGCCCACAUGAACGCCAAGAUCGCCGAUUUCGGGCUGUCGAACAUGAUGUCAGAUGGUGAGUUCCUGAGGACCAGCUGCGGCUCGCCCAAUUACGCUGCCCCAGAAGUCAUCUCUGGCAGAUUGUACGCGGGUCCAGAGGUGGACCUGUGGAGCUGCGGCGUGAUCCUGUAUGCCCUGCUGUGUGGGGCACUGCCCUUCGACGACGAGUACGUGCCUGCACUGUUCAAGAAGAUCCGCGGAGGUGUAUUCCACAUCCCCGACCACCUGCCCCGCCCCGUGGCAACGCUCCUCACCCACAUGCUCCGGGUCGACCCGCUCGAGCGCAGUACCAUCAAAGACAUCAGGGAGCAUGAGUGGUUCAAGCAGGAUCUGCCGAGCUACCUGUUCCCCGAAGACCCGGCCUACGAUGCCAGCAUGCCCGACGAGGAGGCCAUCCACGAGGUCUGCGCCAAGUUCGACUGCCUCGAGGCAGAGGUGCUGGCCAGCCUGGCCGGCGGCGACCCUCAGGACCAGCUGGCCGUGGCCUACCACCUGGUCAUCGACAACCGCCGCAUCAUGAACCAGGCCAGCGAGUUCUACCUGGCGUCCAGCCCACCCUCGGGCUCCUUCGCCACCGACGACGGCCUCACGGCCCCGCCCCCGCCACUCCGGCCACACCCCGAGCGCAUGCCCCCGCUGGUGGCCGACGGCCCCAAGGGCCGCUGCCCUCUGGAUGCCCUCAACACCACGCGGCCCAAGCCGCUGGCCGUCAAGAAGGCCAAGUGGCACCUGGGUAUCCGCAGCCAGAGCCGGCCCGGCGACAUCAUGGCUGAAGUCUACCGGGCCAUGAAGCAGCUGGGCUUCCAGUGGAAGGUGGUGACCGCAUACCACCUCCGUGUACGCCGCAAGAAUCCGGUGACGGAGAAUUUCGUGAAGUUGAGCUUGCAGCUGUACCAGGUGGACAACCACAGUUACCUCCUGGACUUCAAAAGCAUUGAUGAUGACAUCUCUGAACCACGGCCAGGCUCUGCCGUUACCCCCGCCGCCACCCCCACUGCCACUCCGGCCCUGCACCGAUCGAGACUGAGCUUAGAGGGCGGCCCCGCCGACAGCCCGGCUCCCCCCGGCCCCCCGCGCCUGGGCAGCCACACCAUGGACUUCUUCGAGACCUGUGCCAGCCUCAUCAUUGCCCUGGCCCGCUGACCGCGGCUGCUCGGGCCCCAGCCGUGUCCGUUGCCGCUGCCCUGCUGACGUCCGGUUUGCCCGUGCCAGACCGGCCACCGUGCACUGGGCAGGUGCUCGGGUGGACAAGCCUGGCGCAGCACCAGAUACUGCCCACGUAGGCCUGCUGUUGGUGACGGCUCCUCUAGGCCCACCCGAGUCAGGGCUGGGGGUGUCCCACACCGCAGCCUGAGUGCCCCCCUGUACCUCCAUCCCCCUGCCCUCCACCGGGUCCCGGGCCAAGGGGGUCCCGGGGAAGAAGGCUGGCUUGACUCUGAAAUCCAUCUCCUUUGGUCAAGCUGGUCUCCCUCACCUCAUCUCACCAAUGCCCUCUGAGGGCCAGUGCUUCCAGCUGGUCAGUGCCCCAGAGGGUCAGCAGCACCUCCAGCAAGUCAGCGGGUCUGCUCUUCAAGGGAGCCCCUGCCCGCAGAAGUCAGCGCUGCCCGGCCUUUGCUGCCGGGUCUCUCCAGGGCCCCGGGCCGGCGUCUGGCCUGACUUCCAGUAAACCACACCGCUGGGAGUCCAGCACUUCUGGGUUCCCUCUCCCUUAGGCUCACACGAUCCCUGGCCUGCAGCAGGCGAUUCCGCCGCCGAUGGCUUGAAUUCUUGAAUUGUUUUCUGAUUUCCACCUCCGCCCUCUGAGCGUUGUGAUUCCCGGGUGGCACAGGUGCCUACCAGCAGUGGCACUCCGGAAACGGCUGGGGCACUGGGACGCUGUUAGGGGUUGGGAGGAUUCUGGUUCUGGGCCACCACUGUGGCAUCUGCAGCCUGCCUGGAACCAGGCCUUCUGGAGGAGCGGACUGGACCAUCUUUGUUUCCAUAAAGUCUGUUUUCCGGUCAAUGAA